AUGAGAUCAUCGUCAGUCCACUAUCACAUCCAAAAGUCUUACGUUAGGCCUGCUCCCACACUCCCAAUCGGAGAAUUUACGCUGAUCGUCGUCGCACCCCCCAUCCAGCCCGUUGAUAUCACCGCUUCAGAUGAGUACCUCAACGUCCUUGUGGGUCGCCGGACAUUGCACCGCGGUCCGUUCUUCCCGAGUCAUAUGCCGGGUAUGGCUGUGAAUAUUAUUACAGUUGCAUCGUCGGUGUUUGCGAUUGUUAUUUUCUCGUUCCCGUAUUACAUGCCUGUCACUGGUGAGUUUGAUCUUGUAGAGAAGAAGAUGGAUGGGCGAUGGAGGUGGACAGGCUUAACAGCGUCGAAUAUGAAUUACGCCCGUGUUUGUGUUGGUGAAUUCUUGCUUAUCGAGUUGCUUUGGUGGGUUGUUGCGGGGAAGAAGUACUCCAAGAGUUUGCAGAACGCUCGCGAGGAGGAGCAGAAUGCCGCUCGUGCUAUGAUGGUUACUCACGAGGGAAAGGAGGAGGAUGUAGGAUCUUGCCUACGACAAAUACUGACAAUGUAG
Messenger RNA from Aspergillus thermomutatus, 552 nucleotides. RefSeq names its product putative choline transporter Hnm1. The transcript has 2 exons. Bases 1 to 552 code for a protein of 183 amino acids. NCBI's taxonomy places the organism in Eukaryota, Fungi, Ascomycota, Eurotiomycetes, Eurotiales, Aspergillaceae. The record is from RefSeq and is a predicted model, not a curated record.